Hemibagrus wyckioides is the source of this 3786-nucleotide messenger RNA. It is a transcript of the gene vldlr, whose product is annotated as very low density lipoprotein receptor. The record is from RefSeq and is a predicted model, not a curated record. Bases 310 to 2898 code for a protein of 862 amino acids. The transcript has 19 exons. NCBI's taxonomy places the organism in Eukaryota, Metazoa, Chordata, Actinopteri, Siluriformes, Bagridae. Gene Ontology annotation, molecular function: calcium ion binding; protein binding.
AAAAUCUCCACACGCCCUGUGCUCCGCUCAGCCACACCGGUGCGGUUUAUUUGCUGUAGGCUCGCGCUCGCGCCGACGGCCAAAUUAAGAGGGCAUGAUGAGUCGCGCUCGCACGAGCCGCUCGCGAGCACGGCGCCACUGAACGCCUGGAUGAGAUAAAAGCGCGCGGCUCAGCCUCUGCCUCUGUUUUGUUCUCGCGCACCGGCUGAGCGCUCGCGCUGCGGUAUCCGCGCACAAGAGAGAAGGGGAGAGAGAGAGAGAUAGAGAGAAGGAGAGUGCGCGCGCGAGCGAGACACACUUAACCGCGAAAUGGUCCUGUGCGUUUUGGGGUUUCUUUUCCUGCCACUGUGUCUCCAGCUGGUCGGGUUUAUCGACGGCUCGCGAAUAGAAUGUGAGCCAUCGCAGUUCCAAUGUGGGAACGGCCGCUGCAUCCCAUCCGUGUGGCAGUGUGACGGUGACGUGGACUGCACUGAUGAGAGUGACGAGAACACAUGUGUGAGGAACACGUGUGCGGCCCAGGACUUUAUCUGUCGCAACGGCCAGUGCCUCCCCAAGAGAUGGCACUGCGAUGGAGAACCUGACUGCGAAGACGGCUCGGACGAGAGCGCAGACGUGUGUCACAGCAGAACUUGCCGUAUGAAUGAGUUUAGCUGUGGCACCGGCUCUACACUGUGCAUUCCUGUGUCUUGGAAGUGUGACGGCGAGAGAGACUGUGACAACGGAGAAGACGAGACGAGCUGCGGUAACAUCACCUGUUCUCCUCUGGAAUUCACCUGCGGCAGUGGUCGCUGUAUCUCCCAGAACUUCGUGUGCAACAGCGAGGACGACUGCGGUGAUGGUACGGAUGAACUAGACUGCGCCCCCUCCUCCUGCGACGCUAACCAGUUCCAGUGUGGAAACACCACCUGCAUUCCUAUCAGUUGGGUGUGUGACCGCGACGUCGACUGUCAGGACCAAUCGGAUGAGUCCCCCCUGCACUGUGGGAAGAACCCCACACCGGCAGCGAAAUGCUCGAUUAGCGAGACGCAGUGCGGCUCAGGGGAGUGCAUUCACCGGAAGUGGCGCUGCGACGGAGAUUCCGACUGCAAAGAUGGCAGCGACGAGAAAAACUGCCCUCCUCGCUCCUGUCGCCCGGACCAAUUUAAGUGUGACGACGGCAGCUGUAUCCAUGGUAGCCGGCAGUGCAACGGUUUCCGGGACUGUGCCGACGGCACGGAUGAAGACAACUGCAAAAAUUUGACUCAGUGUAGCGGCCCAGACAAGUACAAGUGUCGGAGCGGGGAGUGUAUCGAGAUCAGCAAAGUCUGUAACAAAGUCCGUGACUGCACUGACUGGAGCGAUGAACCAAUUAAAGAAUGCAAUCUGAACGAGUGCCUCAUCAACAAUGGCGGAUGCUCGCACCUGUGCCGCGACCUGGUGGUCGGCUACGAGUGUGACUGCACGCCUGGGUUGCAGCUCAUCGAUCAUAAAACCUGUGGUGAUAUCAAUGAGUGUCUGAAUCCUGGGAUCUGUAGUCAGAUUUGCAUCAAUUUGAAAGGAGGCUACAAAUGCGAGUGUCAUGAGGGUUAUCAGAUGAACUCUAGCACAGGAGUGUGUAAAGCUGUAGGCAAAGAACCUUCUCUGAUCUUCACAAACCGGAGAGAUAUCAGAAAGCUGGGGCUGGAAAGGCGUGAAUACACACAGAUAGUAGAGCAGCUGCGCAACACUGUGGCCCUGGAUGCAGACUUCAACCGUCAGAAGAUCUUCUGGGCUGACCUGGGACAGAAAGCCAUCUUCAGUACAGCACUGGACAAGCGUGAAGACACAAGCAGCCAUACCAAAGUGAUUGAUGUCCAGAUGCCUGUGGGGAUAGCGGUGGACUGGAUCUACAAGAACAUCUACUGGUCAGACCUGGACAGUAAGACGAUAGCUGUGGCCAAUUUCAACGGCACGAAGCAGAAAGUCUUGUUCAACAAGGACCUAAAGGAGCCAGCUUCCAUCGCAGUGGAUCCUCUUUCUGGGUUCCUGUACUGGUCUGACUGGGGUGAACCAGCUAAGAUUGAGAAGUCUGGAAUGAACGGGGUAGACAGACAGGUCCUAGUUGAAACAGACAUUCAGUGGCCCAAUGGUAUUACCCUUGAUCUGAUCAAAAGCAGACUUUACUGGGUGGAUUCCAAACUGCACUCACUGUGUAGUGUGGAUCUGAAUGGAGAUAACCGGAAAAAAGUCCUGCAGUCCCAAGACUACCUGGCUCACCCCUUUGCCCUCACGGUAUUUGAGGAUCGAGUUUUCUGGACAGAUGGUGAGAGUGAAGCUAUUUAUGGUGCAAACAAGUUUACAGGAUCAGAUGUGGUGAUGCUAGCCAGCAACCUGAAUGAACCACAGGACAUCAUUGUCUACCAUGAACUCGUACAGCUGUCCGGUACCAACUGGUGCAACGAGAAAAUAGAAAAUGGAGGCUGUUCCUACAUGUGCCUGCCUGCACCUCAGAUCAACAAACACUCCCCCAAGUAUACAUGUGUGUGUCCCAAAGGUCAGGAGCUGGCCUCAGACGGCUUACAGUGCAGACCAGUGGCAUCUACAGCUGUUCCACAAGAUGAAGGGCGGGUGCUCGUACACCCCACACAUCCUCCAGAAAGAAAUCUCAGCACUGCUAUACAUGAGGUGAAAUCAGCCAAGGGAUCAGCUGCAGCCUGGGCGGCUUUGCCAGUGUUGUUGCUGGCCAUGACUGCAGUUGGUGGUUACAUAAUGUGGCGGAAUUGGCAGAUAAAGAAUAAAAAGAGCAUGAAUUUUGACAACCCGGUGUAUCUGAAGACUACAGAGGAAGACCUAAACAUUGACAUCAGUAGACACACUGCCUCAGUUGGACACACGUAUCCUGCUAUUUCUAUAGUCAACACAGAAGAUGACAUGCCAUAACCAUGCCUCUACACUGCUCCUGUUUAUGAACUGUCCACUUGGGACUCUCACCAAACACUGCUGUUCCAGCAGGCUGACAGUCAGAUGCCUUCCGAAGUGCAUUUCUCCAUUGUUUCUUAGGAGUGGUGUGUGUGUCGUGUGUGUGUGUGUGUUUGAGAGAGAGAAAAAUAUGACGACUUGCUUCCUUCUCACAAUAAACAUGCCCAAAGCAUUAUAUAACUGAGGAUGUGGCCUUUUACUGAUUCUGCCACAAUCUUGGUCCAUGCAAAGUGACUGACCAACUCGACAGCUCUCACUCUUGAGGAGACGAACAAUUGGACCAGAGACCAAGAAUUUGGACGUGGUCAGUGCUGUUGAACAGUUUGUUUUGGGCGAAUGAAUGUUUAGAUGAAAUCUGAAGUUUUAGGCAGCCAUGUUGAAAAUGUGAGUUUCUUUUCUUUUCUUUUCUUUUCUUUCUUUCUUUCUUUCUUUCUUUUUCUCAUUGAGGAAUAUUUACCUCCAGAAGCACAUUCUUAUCAUGCUUCUUAUGUCUAUCCUGGGGAAAACUAAACUCUAUAAGAGGAGUGACGUUGGAACGUUUGUAAAAUGCUGUAAAUAUCCCUAACUUAAAGAGUAAUCAGGAUUCUCCAAGCACUUUGGUCAAAUGGUCAUGUCCUGUGUAAAUAAGAUUGUAUACAAUUGACAAUUUUGCUAUGGUGGGGUAUAUAGUACCAGGGGUAGAUUUAAAAUGUAUUUAAAAAAAAAAAAAAAAAAAAAAAGGUUUGUUAAACUAUUUUCUAUGUUUGUGCUGUUCCUGUAACCUUUUUAUAGCAUUGUACAGGAAGGAGUAAAUGCUCUGUAUCGAGGAAAUUUGCAAAUACUUCAAAUAAAAGGAAAUGGUCAGUUGUA